UGGGGGGUGGGAAAUAAUAAGGUCGCAAGGAUGACGGGUGUUGAGGAGGGUAAGGGGAGUGGUGGAGGCGAGGGUAUCGAUGUUAGCGCCACUGAUAAGGUUGGACAACAGAACGGCGCCAUGGAAAAAGCACCCGUUGUUGCCGGAACCAAUAUGGAAACAUUACCAAGACCCGGCAAACAGAGCGAUCCGAGCACAGCUUUUCUUCGAGCUGCACGAGCUGGACAACUGGAGAAAGUUUUAGAAUUCUUGGAGUCUGGAGUAGACAUUAACGCUUCAAACGCUAAUGGCUUGAAUGCUCUCCACUUGGCAGCCAAGGACGGCCACUUGGAGAUAGUGCGAGAGCUCUUGACACGUGGUGCGACAGUCGACGCAGCCACCAAGAAAGGAAACACCGCCCUACACAUUGCUUCUCUCGCUGGACAAGAGGAAGUUGUACAACUGCUCGUUCAAAAAGGCGCCUCUGUCAAUGCACAAUCCCAGAAUGGUUUCACCCCUUUGUACAUGGCAGCCCAGGAAAAUCACGACUCUGUUGUUAAAUUCCUACUCAGUAAAGGAGCCAAUCAGACACUCGCCACUGAGGAUGGUUUUACUCCUCUUGCUGUUGCCAUGCAGCAGGGCCAUGACAAGGUCGUUGCCGUCCUGUUGGAGAGUGACACCAGGGGAAAAGUUCGUUUACCCGCACUUCAUAUCGCCGCUAAGAAAGAUGACUGCAAGGCUGCGGCAUUACUACUACAAAACGACCAUAAUCCCGACGUGACAUCGAAGAGUGGUUUUACCCCCCUUCACAUUGCUGCCCAUUACGGAAAUGAUCGAAUUGCCUCACUGCUGUACGAAAAAGGGGCCGAUGUUAACUUCGCUGCGAAGCACAACAUAACUCCAAUGCACGUUGCAGCAAAAUGGGGAAAAAUAAAAAUGGUGAAUUUAUUAAUGAGUAAAGGCGCUAACAUCUCAGCAAAGACUCGAGACGGCCUGACACCUCUUCAUUGUGCGGCACGAGCUGGUCACCACGAAGUUGUUGACAUUCUGAUUGAAAAGGGUGCUCCAAUAGGAUCGAAAACAAAGAAUGGUUUAGCCCCUCUGCACAUGGCGUCCCAGGGUGAUCACGUAGAUGCUGCCAGGAUUUUACUCUAUCAUCGGGCACCUGUCGACGAAGUAACUGUAGAUUAUCUAACAGCUCUUCACGUUGCGGCCCAUUGUGGUCACGUACGUGUUGCAAAACUUCUUCUCGACCGCAAUGCAGAUCCAAAUGCCAGAGCACUGAACGGCUUCACGCCACUCCACAUCGCGUGCAAAAAAAAUCGUAUUAAAGUUGUGGAAUUGCUGCUUAAGCACAAAGCUAGUAUCGAAGCAACGACUGAGUCCGGCCUUACGCCCCUUCAUGUCGCUAGUUUUAUGGGUUGUAUGAAUAUUGUUAUAUAUUUAUUGCAAAACGAAGCUAGUCCGGAUAUACCCACCGUCAGAGGUGAGACACCACUUCAUCUUGCCGCAAGAGCUAAUCAAACGGAUAUCAUCAGGAUAUUGUUGAGAAAUGGAGCGCAAGUUGAUGCCAGAGCCAGGGAAGAGCAGACACCGCUGCAUGUUGCCUCGCGGCUUGGCAAUGUCGAUAUUGUCAUGCUUUUACUCCAACACGGUGCCGACGUUGAUGCCACAACAAAAGACUUGUACACACCCCUUCACAUCGCAGCCAAGGAAGGCCAGGAGGAGGUUGCAUCUGUGUUAUUGGAAAACGGUGCUUCUCUCACUGCAACAACGAAAAAGGGCUUCACUCCCCUGCACUUGGCCGCUAAAUACGGUAAUAUGAACGUGGCUAGACUUCUACUGCAGAAAAAUGCUCCAGUUGAUGCCCAGGGUAAAAAUGGAGUGACACCCCUCCACGUGGCAUCGCAUUACGAUCAUCAGAAUGUUGCACUUUUGCUGUUGGAUAAGGGAGCUUCGCCCCAUGCAAUGGCUAAAAAUGGUCACACCCCUCUUCACAUCGCUGCUCGAAAAAAUCAAAUGGAUAUUGCCACUACCCUUUUAGAAUAUGGAGCUAAAGCAAAUGCUGAAUCAAAGGCUGGAUUCACGCCUCUUCAUCUCAGUGCUCAAGAGGGGCACACCGACAUGUCAACCCUGUUGAUUGAACACAAAGCUGAUACUAAUCAUAAAGCAAAGAAUGGACUCACGCCGCUUCAUUUAUGCGCACAAGAAGAUAAAACCAAUGUUGCUACAAUCCUCGUUAAGAAUGGAGCCCAAAUCGACGCUAAAACUAAGGCGGGCUACACACCACUGCACGUGGCAUGCCACUUUGGUCAAGCAGCCAUGGUGCGUUUCUUAUUGAGAAAUGGAGCUGCAGUUGACAGUGGUACUGCAGCUGGUUACACACCACUCCAUCAAGCCGCUCAACAGGGUCACACAUUAAUUAUCAAUUUAUUGCUGGAGAGUAAAGCUAAACCCAAUGCAGUCACAAACAAUGGCCAAACAGCCUUGGGGAUCGCGCAAAAGCUUGGCUACAUCAGCGUCGUUGAAACCCUCAAAGUCGUCACUGAAACUGUCAUCACGACUACCCACACUAUCACCAUCGAGGAGAAAUACAAAGUUCAAGCACCAGAAUCGAUGCAAGAGACAUUUAUGAGCGAUAGUGAAGAUGAGGGCGGUGGUGAUGAAAUCGGCAUUGCGGCCAUGAAUGUGUAUGGACAACCGCCACACGCGCAACACGUGUAUCUCCCUUCCUACUACCAGGGCCAAAUGACCUACACCCGCGAAGAUCCAAUGCUGAGUGACCAGCAACAGUAUCGUUAUAUGACUGUUGAUGACAUGAAGUCAAUGGGUGACGAUUCAAUGAGGGUAAAUGUUACCGACGAUGAGAAGGACAAUCGACAUUCCGGAGGAGUCAGCGUUACUGACAUGGUGACCAAAGAAACCUAUCAGCGAACCAAUGCAGCAACCCUCAAACCUGACAAUGUAGACAUUCACAGACAUCCGGUACACGUUGGACUGUCACUAGAGUUCUUAAAUUCGUCGCUGGCGGCCCUUGGUAGCCAUUCAAAAGGACAAGGAAUGUGGAGGGACAGCUUCCUGGUUUCUUUCCUGGUGGACGCACGUGGGGGUGCAAUGAGAGGAUGUCGACACAGUGGUGUGCGGGUUAUUGUGCCACCGAGAAAGGCAGCGAUGCCGAUGCGAGUCACCUGCAGAUAUUUAAAGAGGGAUAAGCUGACAAAUCCACCACCUCUGAUGGAGGGCGAGGCGCUUGCUAGUAGAAUUCUUGAACUUGGUCCAGUUGGCGCCAAGUUUUUAGGGCCAGUGAUUAUUGAAGUUCCACAUUUUGCAUCACUUCGGGGUAAGGAACGAGAAAUUGUUAUUCUGCGAUCGGACAAUGGAGAAACCUGGCGUGAACAUACCCUGGAGGCCAGUGAAGAAGCCGUACAGGAUGUUCUAAACGAGAGCUUUGAAGGAGAAGAAUUGAGCCAGCUAGAGGAUCUUCAAACGUCUCGAAUCGUCCGGAUUCUCACGGUAGAUUUUCCCCACUACUUCGCGGUCGUGUCAAGAAUAAGGCAAGAGGUUCACGCAGUCGGUCCGGAGGGUGGAACUGUUUCAUCAUCUGCAGUACCACAAGUCCAGGCAGUAUUCCCACCGGCUGCAUUAACGAAAAAGAUCAGAGUUGGCCUACAGGCUCAUCCAAUACCCGUUGAACUGGUAGCCAAACUUCUUGGGAAUCGUGUGGCAGUAUCACCAAUAGUAACUGUCGAGCCUCGACGAAGAAAGUUCCACAAACCAAUUACACUGACGAUACCCGUACCUCAGGCAGCUAACAAGGGCAUGAUAAAUCAGUACUCUGGGGAGACCCCAACAUUGAGACUGCUCUGCAGUAUAACUGGUCGUUCAGGGGGUCAGUCACGGGCGGUCUGGGAGGACGUAACCGGCUCAACACCACUCCAAUUCGUCAAGGAUUGUGUGUCAUUCACAACAACUGUAUCAGCCAGGUUCUGGCUGAUGGAUUGUCGAAAUGUCACGGAAGCAACGAAAAUGGCUACUGAGCUCUAUACGCACGCCACACAUGUUCCUUUCAUGGCGAAAUUCGUUGUAUUUGCCAAACGUGUGGAUCCUCUAGAGGCACGUCUCCGUGUAUUCUGCAUGACAGAUGACAAGGAGGACAAAACUUUGGAGCACCAAGAGCACUUCACCGAAGUGGCAAAAAGCCGAGAUGUGGAAGUCCUCGAGGGUAAAACUCAGUACAUGGAGUUUGCGGGUAAUCUCGUGCCAGUUCUGAAGACUGGCGAACAACUUCAAUUACCCUUCCGAGCCUUCAAGGAAAACCGUGUGCCGUUCACCGCCCGAGUUAAAGAUCCAGAUGCCGCUGACAUGGUCGGUAGAAUAAUGUUCAUGAGUGAACCAAAAGUUGCCAAGGGCGAACCACCUCAGACACCAAUUUGCACACUCAACAUUCUUCUUCCUGAGAAAAUUUCACCCGAUGCAGCCCACAGCGAGCUUGAUCUCCUGGAAUUAUCAAAGAACUACAGCUUCUUGAGGGACGGUGGUAUAAGCAGACCUGACACCAUUCAUCGAGCCACGAUUCGUCUCACUGAUAUCGCAAAUCUUCUCGAUCGUGAUUGGGAGAAGCUCGCUGAGGAACUGAAUAUUUCGGCCGGGGAUGUGGAAUUGAUAAAAAUGGAACAUCCGGAGAAACCGGCACUCCAAGCGGCUACCAUGUUUAAGAUCUGGCAAGCCAACGGAAACAAAGCGACAGGGAACACACUGGAGAAGGCCCUAAAUAAAAUUGGCCGUGAGGACAUCGUGAAAAAGUGUAUAUUCAACGUUGAACUGGUAACUGACGACGUUGAGAAGGCGGUAGCAAGGGUCAGGCUUGAUCAGCCUGGUUUUGAUUCACUUAAAGAGGAACUCGGACCAUCCAGAGACUCAUCAUUACGACGAGAUGGCACACUCGGAGAUCGUAAAAGCGCUCUUGAUUACGACGAGCCAGAUCGAAUGAGAGACUCUGAGUCGAUCGAGGAUCUUAAAGCAGUCGGUAACGUGCCGCGCAAACAAACAAAACAGCAGCACAUUACAAUCAAUGGCACUACUGUCUUCAACGGUACCUCUACCCCAAUUAAAAACAAAUACGCAAGCGAGGAGAAAGAGCUUAUCGACGUAAUGGCAGAUUUUCUCGAACAAAAGUGUCAUAAGUCAGACACAAUGACUAUAAGAAUACGAGACGAAGCAGACGAUGACAAUAAAAAUCGACAAAGAAUAAUUGAGGAUGCAAACAGACUGGUUACUGGUGUUUUACAAGACGCUGAGAAAGAGAAGGAGAAAUUAGCAAAGGAGGGGUGGUCAGGGGUUUAUGAUGAUGCGAGUAAAGAGGCAGAAGGUGCUGUAGGGCAGAUUGAGGGAAUUAUAGCUAACGAGAGUGUAGGUCGCGGGGAAGACUCGAUUGAGCCGUUGUUUAUUAUGAAAAAGAGAAUUGAUACCCCGCACGGUACUAUCAUUACUACGAUUACAACCACGACAAAAGGUGAUCCCAAAAGUAGAACAGUUGUGUCAGAAACAAAGACCGUUAAGGAAACAAUGACACCGGCGGGUGGUCAAGUGCAUUUACCUGAAACUAAAGAGCCAGGGGCUCUGUCCCAAGACACUUCCAAGAAAAAAGUCACUAUCACAGAAACUACUGUGAUCCUCGAUUCUGAUCUUAAGGACGCGGCAAUUUCAACCAAAAAAUCGAUGGAUGAGCCAAGUGCGCCGAUGGCUGCGUUUGACCCAAACGUUGAAGCCGAUCGCACUGUGGAAGAGGCCCAGGACAUCGACAGGAUCCAAUCUGAUCCUGUGCAGAUGUCGGCAAAAGAGCGAAGUGCAAGUGAAAGUCAGAAAUCAUCGAAAGGCGGCAAGGAAAUUGCCGAGAAAACACUGAAAAAUAAAUUGAACGAUGACGUUAAAGAUAUAAAACCCAUGAAAUCAACGAAAGAAGGAGAAACUGAUGGUUAUGAUGGCGUGUAUGUGUCUUCAGAUGAGUCAAAGGCUGAAGAAGGAAAGAAGAAAGAGAAAGGUGGCAUUUUCUCUGGUAUAUUUAAGGGACCAAAACUAAAGAAAGGGAAAAAACGAGACUCGAAAGAGAUAUCGUUUGACAGUGGCGAUGAAGACAUCAAAGCGACGAAGGAGUUUCUCGAAGACACGAGAAAAGUUGCUGAUCUGACACGAGACUCUCCUCAAUUCGAGUAUCCUCCUUUCGAUCCAAUGACUUAUAUAUGUAUUUGUCCUCAAAAACUUCCUGAACAAGAGCCACAUCGAGAUCCCAAGUGGUCAACAGCUGAUUUUCUCUACGACUCUCGAAGAAGUGCCGAGGCUUUUGUUCCGGACAUCGAAGAUCCUGAGGAAGAGCAGGAAAUCAAGCCCAUUGACGGUGUGGCUAUCACACCAGAGGCUGAAAAGACUCCAGAGAAGAAGAUAGAGACAAAAGAAGAACCAGUUAUUGUUGAUGAUCAUAAAGAAAAACACGGUUUCUUCUCUGGUUUGUUCAAGGGAUCAAAGAAACAUGAUGGCGAAGUGGAUUCCCCUGUUAUGAAGGCGAAGAAAGAAGGUAAAAACAUCACAGUAAAACAGGAACAAGAAAUUCAGAAAUCUGUGAGUGAAUUGAAAAGUGGUGUGGAUGAUGCUAAAGAUCAGCUUGACUCAUCUGUGAAAACAGCAGUCGAUGAUGUCGACAGUGUUGUUUCAACGACUAAAAAGUCAGUCCUGGAUGACAUCACGGACAUCAAGAAAACUUUGCGUGACGAUAAGAAACAAAUUGAUGAUCGCUUAAACAGUCUCAAUACUGACUUGAAGUCACUCGACGAGAAAAUCAAGUCCGGUGUUGAUGAAAUAGAAAAAGAAACUCAACAUACUGCUGGAAAAUUAAAAACUAAUGCUGACGACGCCGCAGAUGAGAUCAAGGAUAAAUCUGGUGGUUUCUUCAGUAUUUUCAAGAGUCCUAAAACUAAAAACCGUCGCAGUCGAUCGAAAGAUAAGGAUACCUCUAAAGACGUCUCCUUCGACAGUGGAGAUGAAGAACUCAGGUUGACUACAGCUGCAUUUUUAGAAGACACGAGAAAAGCUGCGAAUAGAGCUUUAUCGGAAUUAGAAGAACAACCUCAACUCAAUGAACAAAGCGAUAUCAAAGUUGAAAAAUUCGUUGCGACUGUUCCGGACGAAUCGGGACUUCCAAAGGAUAAAUUAAAAGGCAGUUCAUACGAUAUAAAGAUAUCAAAAGUUGAGACAGUAACAGUAUCACCUGCCGAUCCGAAGGAUACAUCGCAAUCUUCAGAUCAAAAGCGCAGUCGUGCCGAUAAGAAGAAAAAAACCGAACAAAGAAAAUCAGGCGAAUUCUCAGAUUCAGCUGACGAAAGCAAAUCGAAGGGAACCAGCUUCUUCGAAAAGUUCAAAAGUCCGAAACUGAGAUCGAGAAAGAACCGAUCUAGAGAUCGAAGUACUUCAACAGAGCCUUCCUUCGAUAGCGGUGAUGAAGAACUCAGACAUGCAACAUCAAAAUUCCUAAAUGAUACCCGAACAAUUGCUGAGACAACUGGCAGUUGGGAAGAACCUAGAAAGUCUCUAAAGGAUACGCUGGUCACCGAUGAACCUACAUCCCCCCUAAAAGUAGACAUCAAACAGCCUCAUGAUGAAGCACUUGAUGGAAAAUCCAAAGAUGAGGAUGGCAAAGGUAAAAGUGGUCUUUUCGGAAUAUUCAAAAGUCCCAAAGGUAACAUCCGGAAGAGGAGUAAGUCAAGGGAGAAGAGUUCAUCAACUGAUGUGUCAUUUGAUAGUGGUGAUGAGGAUUUGAGGAUGGCGACUUCCAAACUUUUGGACGAUACUCGCAAAAUAGCAGAUAUUAUGGAAGAAAAUCCAUACCCAUCUGCUCCGGUUCUUGAAUCGCCGGAACGUGAUGGAGAUGGAGAGAAAUCAACAGAACCAAAUGAUAAAGCUGGUCUCUUGUCUGGAAUUUUGAAGAGUGCUAAACAUGCAGUUGAAGAAGUUACUGACGAUGUCAAAGAAUUCUGGGAAGAGACGAAAGAAGAGGCUGAAGAAGAGAAACAAAAAACUGAUCAUGAACUUGAGAAAACUACCAAAACAGUUGCCCAAAUUGGAGCCGGAAUAACUACUGGAGAAACUGUUACAGCUAAAAUUGAUAAGAAGAUUGAUGAACCUUUGGAGACUACCAUCCAUCUUCAAACUGUAAAAGAUGAAAUCAUCAGUGUGCCCGAUAAAACUGAUCACAACAUCCCACAAGACGUUAUGAUUGCCUCAACUGAAGUGAAAGAAAAAGCUAGCAAGACCAGCAAAGACAUUGAUAAGGCUAAGAAAUCUACAUCCAAGCCGAUCAAAAAAGAGAUUGAAGUGAAGAAAGGAAAAAUCGCAGUAGAUACAAAGAAAGUCUCAGCGUCGCCAACUCCUGCCAAACGCAAAACUGACAAAGUAUCAGAAAAAUCAAAAGAAAAAGGUUCCGGUCUCAUUUCAGGCCUCAUUAAAGGUGCUAAGCAUGCCGUAGAUGAAGUCUCAGAAGAUGUUAAAGAAUUUUGGGACGAGACCCAGGAUGAGGCUAAGAAGGAAGAAGAACGAGCUCAAACUGAAGCUGAGGCCGAGGUGAAGAAAAGCUCUUCCAUUAAGGAUUCCGAUUCAUCAGCUGACGAAGCAGGCAAAAAAGAAAAAGUAGUGGGAAAAGAUGCUCCAGGAGGGUUGAAGGGAAUCAAAGGAAAAGUGAUACAAACUACCACUACGACCGUUAAAACUACCAGGGUAUCUCCUCCGAAAAACGGCAAAGCUGUUGAUCAAACUAAAAAGGCGGCAGCACAACCUCCCAAAGAGGAAUCUAAAACAAUAAAAAGAAAAUUGAGUGACGUUGAUAAAACCGUUGCGGCUAAGACUAAAACUACCAAGGAAACCGUUACCGAAAAAGUCAAGGUUACUAAGAGUAUCCCAGAAGUACCGAAAGCUGCAAAGGAUACUACUGUAGAGAAAGUUAAAUCAGUGAGUCAGCCAGCUGUAGAGCAAACAAAGCUGUCUAAAAGUAGUCCUACAGAAAAGCUUAAAUCUGACAAAAGUAAUGGCCAGGAUAAGACGAAGCCAAUCAGGCAGUCUCCUCCGAAAGUUGUUGGAGACGUUGAUCAAGGUAAAAAGGCAGUUUCCAAACAAGUCAAAACCGAAAUCAAACUAACUAAGGGUAAAGUUGACACCACUUCGAAAGGUGCAGCAGGUCCAAAGGCUGCAGCCGUCAAAAAGGAGAAAGAAGUGAAAAAAGGAAAAGAUAAGGGUUCGGAUUUCUUGACAGGCAUCAUCAAAGGCGCUAAAGACGCAGCUGAUGAAGUUGCCGAAGAUGUUAACCAAUUCCUGGAUGAGACGCGAAGGGAUGCUGAAGAGCAGGAAGAGCAGUUGCGGCGAGAAGCUGAAGAGUCUGCUAAAACUGCUGAAGAUAUGAAGAACAAACUAGUUCAGGAUGUCGAGGCAGCUAAGGCUCAUGCAUCUGACAAAGUUACUGACAAGUCCAAGGAUGCUGUUGAUUUAAGUCAGGCAAUCACUAAAGAAGCAGAAGAAGUGAUCAGUGGUAUCGACGGUGAACUCAAGAAAGACACGAAACUCAUCCAAGAUCACAUCACUGAGACAGCAACAAUUGCUGUUGAUUCGACCGAAAAAGCAGCUGAUAAAGUUGAGAAAGAAGCUAAGAAAGCAAAAGAUAAAGGCAAGGGUUUCCUAUUUGGUAUUUUCAAGGGUAGUAAGCACGCCACCGACGAAAUGACUGAUAGCAUCCAAGAUACAAUCGAUGAUGCGAAGAAGGAAGCAGACAAGGGUAAAGCAGCCAUUCAAGAUGGAGUGAAAGAUGUAAAAGAAAAAGUCGAUCACGAAGUCACUGUAACGAAAGCGGAUAUUAAGAAAUCUAAAGACUCUGUUGAUAAGGAAAUUAAAGAUGGGAAAAUCUAUAUUGAUGAGAAAAUAUCUGGUGCGGCAACGGCUGUUAAAGAUGAUGUCGAUGCUGCACUGCGUCUAGGACAAAAGGAAAUUGAACAGGCAGAGAAAACAGUUGAAGUCGCUGUGAAAGAGACGGUGGAUAAGUAUGAUGAUGGUGUAUCUAAAGUCCGUAUUGGAGCUGCCAAAAUUGCUGAUGCUGCCGAAGAAACAUCUCAAAUAGCUCAGGACACUACGAAGCAGACAGUAGAUAACGUUGUCAAAACUAAGGAUGCUGCUGUAUUGGAAAUCAACAGAAAUGCACAGGUUGCGCAUGACAAAGUAAUUACUGCAGCUGACGAAAUGUCCGAUGUGAUUAAAGAUGAGAAAGACCUGAUUGAGAAAGAGGCCAAGAAAGCUAAAGACAAAGGCAAAGGUUUUUUCACUAACAUCUUCAAAGGAUCUAAACAUACAGUCGACAAUGCUGCGGACGACGUACAACAGUUCCUAGACAAAUCUAAAGAUGAAGCUGCCAGAGAUAGAGAACAACUGCGACAGAAUGCUGAAACCAUCGGUAAAAAUGUAACGGAUAUUAAGGAUGACAUCGUCAAUGAUAUCAAUUCCGGUAAAGAUGCUGUCAUUCAAUUAACUAAAGCCGGUGACGAUACUCUUUCUAGUACCACAAAGCAGGUAUCAAAUGCAGCUAAAGACGCAAGCAAAAAAGUGGCUGAUGAAAUAUCAGAUACCAAAGAUGCUAUUGCUGCUGACCUCCAGAAGAAAACAGACAAGUUGAAAGAAGACGUUAAGGAAAUUUCUCACACUGUUUCCAAAUCCACCGAUGAAGGUCAAGACAAAAUUGAGAAAGAAGCGACAAAAGCUAAAGAAAAAACAAAGGGUUUCUUCUCAGGAAUUUUUAAAGGAGUCAAACAUGCCUCGGACGAAGCUGUCGAAGAUGCAAAGGACCUUGCCGACGAAGCUGGAAAAGAAUUAAAAGAAGAUCAGCAUAAAAUAUCGAAAUAUGUUUCGGAUACCACCAAAACCGUUAGUGAUGGAGCAGUUGAAACUGUGACUGCAGGUAAAGAUGCGGUUAUUGAUGCUGGCCAAACCGUAGUGGACACAGCUUCCAGGACCGCACAGCAUGCAGAGAAGGCAACUGGCGACGCGAUAAAGAAAAUUAUCGAUGAUACAACAGAGGCGAAAGAUUCCAUAAGUGGAAAAAUUAGCAAAGACUCAAAGAACUUGAAAGGUCAAAUAGAGCAGGACAGCGAUAAAGUUGUUACUACUAUCCAAGAAAGUAAAGAUAAAGUUGAAAAGGAAACUGGAAAAGCUAAAGAUAAAACCAAGAGCUUCUUCACUGGCAUCUUCAAGGGCGGCAAGCACGCAGCUGAUGAAAUCAGUAAAGACACACAAGAUUUCCUUCAUGAAACUGAAAAAGCGAUGGAAGAAGAAGAUCGCAAACUAUCAGCGCAAAUCGCAGAAAAGAAAGCCACUAUUAUUGAGGGUGGAGAAAAGGCUCAUGAUAAGCUCGUCAACACAGCAAUUGCAAGUAAAGAGGCUCUUUCUGAUACAGCUAAGUCGGCUGAUGAUGCACUAAAAAGCGCAGCGGUAGGAACAUCAAAAGCGGUUGAGGACACUCUGAAGAAAGUUCCCGAAAAGAUAGAAGAAUCUAAGACAGCAGUGACCGAAAAGGCAAUAAAGGAGAUGGAUAAAUUAAAAGAUGACGUGAGCAAUGUCACCCAAUCUGCUAUUGACACCGCAGAUGCAACCACAGACAAGAUAGAAAAGGACGCCACCAAAGCUAAAGAAAAAACUAAAGGUUUCUUUUCCGGUAUCUUCAAAGGAGCAAAACAUUCAGCAGAUGAAGUCGCUCAAGACACAAAAGAUUUAAUGGGUGAGGCUGCAAAAGAAGUUCAGAAAGAUGAGCAGGUGGUAACCAAAAAAGCUUCAGAAGUAAAAGCGCAUGUUGCUGAUGUUGCUGAAAAGACUAAAGAUCAAGUUAUUGAUACUGCUGUUGCAGGAAAAGAGGCAGUUACUGACAUGGUUCAAGCUACCGGUGAUGUAAUUUCUAGUACUACGGGACAAGCCUCACAGGCAAUUCAUGGCACAGUUGAAAAAACGGCUGAUGAUCUAGCGCACGCAAAAAUAUCUGUGACAGAAAAAGUCAAAAAAGGUAUAGAAAGUUUGGAGGAUGCUGAAAAAGAUGUUGCCGGUACUAUCGGACAAGAGAGUCAAAAAGCGGAGAAGGAAGUGGCCAAAGCGAAGGGAAAAUCCAAAGGUUUCUUUUCCGGUAUCUUCAAAGGAGCGAAACAUGCUGCAGAUGAAGUCGUCGACGAUGUGAAAGAAUUUAUUCAUGAAACAGAAGAAGAAGCGAAAAAAGAUGAAGAAAAAUUAUCAAAAAAUAUUUCUGACACAGCAUCAGGGAUAAAAGACGUCGCAGAAAAGGCGAAGGAUAAAGUCGUGGACACUACUAUUGCAAGUAAAGAUGUUGUUGUCGAUGGUGUUAAAACUACCGGAGCAGCAAUCUCGAGUACUGCAGGAAAAGCGAAGGACAAACUCAUAGAUACCGCGGUCGCUGGCAAAGAUACUGUCAUUGAUGGAGCUAAAGCGACAGGUGAAGUAGUUUCAAAUACAGCAGUGGAAGCAAAAGAUAAACUUGUAGAUACAGCUGUUGCGAGCAAAGAUGCAGUUGUUGCUGGAACUAAAAGAGUAGGUGAUGCAGUUUCAACUGCUGCAGAACAAACAUCAAAAAAAUCUAAAGACACAGCUAAGAAAAUUUCCGAUAGUGUUAGUGAGACGAAAGAUACUGCAGCUCGUAAAGUAACUGAAACAGUAGAGAAUAUCCAGGAUGGAAUGAAAGAUGCUGGUCAUGCAGUCGCUGAAUCUGUCAAAGAAAGUGAAGAGAAAAUAGAGAAAGAAGCGAGAAAGGCUAAAGAUAAAACCAAGGGAUUCUUUUCAGGGAUUUUCAAGGGUUCCAAACAUGCCGCUGAAGAAGUAACCGACGACACGAAAAAUAUCAUUAAAGAAACUGGAGAGAAAUUGAUAAAACAAGAGAAAGACAAAAUUCCAGAACGAUCUUCAGAAGUCAAGCAGAGCGUGUCCGAAAUGAAGAAAGACAUUGAACAACAUACGGAAAAAUUGUCACAAGUUCCGGAUACCGCAGCAACUGUAACUGAUGCUGUAAAUAAAGUUAAAAAUGAACUGAUUGACAAAGCUACUACUGGCAAAGACACUGUGGUACACAUGGCCAGUGCUACUGGCGAUGCUCUUUCCAGUUCUGCAGACCAUGCAUUAAGAACCACUCAAGAUGCAUCACAAAAAGUUUUUGAUGGCGUAGCAGAUGCGAAGACCGCUGUCUGUGAACAAGUCAAAACAGAUAUGGAAAAUUUGAAAGAUGAUGCUCACGCAGUUGCAGACACUGUCCAGGAACAAGCAGACAAAAUUGAAAAAGAUGCGUUGAAAGCUAAGGAAAAAACUAAAGGAUUCUUUUCUGGCAUUUUCAAAGGAGCGAAACAUGCUGCUGAUGAUGCCACUGAAGAUACAAAAAAUUUCCUCGAGCAUGAAACGAAAUGCCUUCAACACGAUCAGGAUAAACUAUCAAAACAAUUUGUAGAUACCACAACAGCAUUUACUGAAACUGCAGGUAAAGCUGCAGAUAAAGUUGUUGAAAUAUCUGUAACAGGUAAAGAAGCCGCUGUUGAUGCUACCAAAACUGGUGCCGAUAUCCUUUCAAGUUCUACAGAACAUGCCCUAAAAACCACUGAAGAUGCAGCAAAGAAGGUUGUCGAUACGACCGCUGAUGUGAAGGAAGCUGUCAGUAAACAAGUAAAAACUGGAAUGGAAAAUGUAAAGGAUACAGUACGAGAUGCCGCUCAUACUGUUGAUGAUGCUGCUGCUGAAAUCAAGAGUGAAGCUGAAAAGGAGGCAACCAAGGCAAAAGAAAAAACGAAGGGUUUCUUUUCUGGCAUUUUCAAAGGUGGCAAACAUGCAGCUGAUGAAGUCGUUGAUGAUGUGAAAGACUUCAUGCAAGAAACUCAAGAUGAAGCAAACAAAGAAAAAGAGAAAAUAUCGAAGGAAAUUUCUGAUACAACAACUAGCAUCACUGACACUGCAGGACAUGUGCAUGACAAACUGGUUGACACUGUGGCAGCGGGUAAAGAUGCUAUUACUGACACAGCCAAGACAACUGGUGAUGUAAUUGCUAGCACUACCAAACAAGCAGUGGAGACAACCAAGGACACCGUUGAAAAAGCCAAUAAAAAUGUGAAAGAGACAAAACAAGCUAUAACUGACGAAGUGAAAAAAGAAACUGAAAGUUUGAAAGAUGGAGCGAAGCAUGCCACCCAGGCCGUCACAGAUUCCGCGAAGAAAAUUAAUGAGAAAGCAGAGAAAGAAGGAGGAAAAGCUAAAGAUAAAACGAAGGGCUUCUUUUCAGGGCUUUUCAAAGGCGUUAAACAUGCUGCUGACGAAGUAGUUGAUGAUGUCAAGGACUUUAUCCAUGAAACAGAAGACGAAGCAAAACAGGAGGAAGAGGAAUUAUCACACCACAUUUCCGAAACGACCGCCAGCAUCGCUGACGCUACUGACAGAGCAAAACGUGAAGUAGUCGAUACAGUCCAUGCGAGUAAACAAUCUAUUGCUGACAAAGCCGAGGCUGCUGGUGCGACAAUCUCCAGCACUACCGAGCAAGCAUUAAAGACAACUACAGAUACACUUAACGACAUUGGUGAUGGAGUGAAGGUAGAGACUAAAAGUUUGAGCGAUGGGGUAAAACAUAUCGCUGACACAGUUGUCGAUUCUGCAGACGAUGCCAAAAAGGAAGCUGAGAAAGGAGCAGCGAAAGCGAAAGAUAAAACUGAAGGCUUUUUCUCUGGCAUCUUCAAAGGAGCUAAACAUGCGGCUGAUGAGGUUGUUGAUGAUGUAACAGAAUUUAUUCAUACAACCGAAGAAGAAGCUAAACUCGAGGAAGAGAAAUUAGCCGGAAAAAUUUCGGAUACUACUGGAGCCAUUGCUGACACUGCACGAGAAGUCAAGGACCAGGGCGUUGCCACCGUUGUUUCCAGUAAGAAUGCCGUUAUUGAUACUGCUAAGAGUACUGCUGAUGCAGCGUCCAGUGUUGCCGGAAAAGCGUCAAAGGCAACUAAGGAUACCGCAAAGAAAAUUGUCGACAAUGUAACAGAAGCAGAAAAUGCUGUAGCUGAAAAGCUAAAGAAAGACACGGAAAGUGUAAAGGAUGAGGUGGAACAUGUAGCUUCUGCUGUCGCCGAGUCGGCUCAAGAAAAUAAAAAUGCAGUUGAAAAAAAAGCAGCGAAAGCUAAAGAAAAAACCCAUGGAUUCUUCUCUGGAAUUUUCAAAGGAGCUCAGCAUGCGACUGAUGAAGCUGCCAAAGAAACAAAAAAAUUGAUCAAUGAAACUGGAAAGAAGAUAGAAACAACCGAACAAAAAGCUGCAGAAAAAAUCUCAGACGCAGCAACAAAUGUAACGGAUGCUGCAGUAAAAGCUAAAGAUCAUGUAGUUGAGACUGCUGUAGCAGGAAAAGAUGCUGUAGUUGAUGCCGCUAAAGUUACGGGCCAGAAAAUCGAACAAAUGGAGCAAAAGGCUGCAGAUAAAAUCUCUGAUACAACAGCAGAUGUGACUGAUGCCGCAGUAAAAACUAAAGAUCAUGUAGUUGGCGCUGCUAUAGCUGGAAAAGAUGCUGUAGUUGAUGCUGCUAAAGUUACUGGUAAGAAAAUCGAAAAGAUGGAACAAAAGGCUGUAGAGAAAAUCUCGGAUACAACAUCGGAUGUCACUGAUGCCGCAGUAAAAGCUAAGGAUCAUGUAGUAGGCACUGCCAUAGCAGGUAAAGAUGCUGCAGUUGAUGCCGCUAAAGUUACUGGUAAGAAAAUCGAACAAAUGGAGCAAAAGGCUGCAGAGAAAAUCUCAAACGCAGCAAAAAAUGUAACGGAUGCUGCAGUAAAAGCUAAAGAUCAUGCAGUUGAGACUGCUGUAGCAGGUAAAGAUGCUGUAGUUGAUGCCGCUAAAGUUACUGGCAAGAAAAUCGAACAAAUGGAGCAAAAGGCUGCAGAUAAAAUCUCUGAUACAACAGCAGAUGUGACUGACGCCGCAGUAAAAGCUAAAGAUCAUGUAGUAGGUACUGCCAUAGCAGGUAAAGAUGCUGUAGUUGAUGCCGCUACAGCCACUGGUGAAGUACUUUCAAAAUCUGGAGAGCACGUAUCAAACACCGUCAGCCAGACGGCUAAAAAAGUUGGCGACGGUGUAACAGACACGAAGAAAGCAAUAAAUAAAGAACUUGAGAAGGAUGAGAAAAUCAUUGCAGAUGCAGUGCGAGACACUGCUCACACCCUUGAUGAAACUGCUGAAAAGACAAAACAUAAAGCUGAAAAGGAGGUGACAAAAGCUCAAGAAAAAACAAAAGGCUUUUUCUCUGGCAUUUUUAAGGGUGCUAAGCACGCAGCUGAUGAAGUAAUUGACGAUGUCAAAGAAUUCAUUCAUGAAACUGAAGAAGAGGCACAGGAGGAAGAAGAGAAAGUUCGAAAGGUCGCGGCUGAGGCACUGAAAGAUGCAAAGAAAACCGUAGACGAAUCUACAACAAAAGUUUCUGAUGAACUGGGAAAAUUGCACGAAAAAUCAGAAAAAUUGAAAGAUGACGCACAUAAAACUGUGAAAAGUGCUGUAACAAGCGGAACUGAUGCAUUGAAAGAUGCAGCACGUAAUGUGUCACAUACAACAAAAGAAACUGGCCAUAAAAUCAGCACAAAAGUUAGUGAUGCCAAAGACACCGUACUUCAGGAAAUGAAAGAUGAUGCCCAUAUCGUUGAUGAGAAGAUCGCAGAAACAACGGAUCAGGCCUCUUCAGCUAAAGAAAAACUAGAGAAAAAAGCAAAGAAAUCCAAAGAGAAAACUAAAGGCUUCUUUUCCGGCAUCUUCAAAGGUGCAAAAAAUUCCUCAGAGGAGAGUAUUGAUAAUAUAACAGAAGCCGCCAAGUCCAUUGAUAAAUCUAUGAGUGAGGCAGCUACAGGUAUUACUCUGGCUGAAGCACAAAAGGAUUUGUCAGCCAGUGAAAAUGCUGUAAAGGAAGCCACGACGGCUGCCGGAGAAGCUGUUUCUGAUAUACCCACCACAAUCCAAGGUGCAUCGAGCGAAGCAGCUAGGAAGCUAGAAAAAGAAGUGGAUACAGCUAGGAAGAAUAUGGCUGAGGAACUUGAUCGAGCUGCACAUCUAGCCGAAGAAAAAGCAACAAAGAUCUCCAAAGCAGGAGCAGAAUCGGCUGAUGCAAUGAAAACGUCUGCAGCUGAGGAAGUUGGCCGCGUUAAAGAAAAGGGCACAGGGUUUUUCUCUGGGAUUCUUAAAGGCGCUAAGCAUGCAGUAGAUGAAGUUGCAGCAGAUAUUGAUGACUUCAAAACUCAAACUAAAAAAGAAGCUGAAGAAGAAGAAGAAGCCGCUCGACAAGCUUUGAAAGAUUCGGCGGAAUCCGUGAAGAGCGUUAAACAUAAAAUAGAGACUGAUAUACAUGCUGUAAAAACUAAAGUAGAUGACCAAGCUUCCAAAGCAGUUCAACGUGCUGAAGAUGCAGUGGCAACUGCAAAAACAGAUUUGGAGAAAAAGUUGGGUUUAGUCGAUCAGAAAGCUCUAGAAACUGGGGAAUUCAUUUCGGGAGCAGCUGGAAAGGCAAUUCAAGAUGUAAAGGAUACCUCCAAGAAGAUAGAUGAUAAAGCUCAUGCAGUGAAGGACUCCAUGGAUAAAGAGCUGAAGGAAGAUUCAAAGGCUGUUAAACAGGCACUAUCUGAUGUUGCACAUACCGUUACUGAUCCGGCCGAAGCUGCGGUGCUCCAGAUCGAGGCGGAAACUCAAAAGACUAAAGAAAAAACUAAAGGUUUCUUCUCUGGUAUUUUCAAAAGUGGAAAGCAAGCAACUGAUGAAAUGGCUCAUGAGAGCCAGGAAUUCAUCGACAAGAGCAAGAAAGAAUUUGAGGCGGAAAAACAGGCAGCAACGAAAGCAGUAAUCGAAGCAUGCGAUAACAUUGCGGCGAAUAUUCAAUCUGAAAAGGAGAAAACUACCCAAAAAUUAUCAGAAACAGGUCAUGACCUUUCAAAUGCAGCUGUGGGAGUUGCAGAAGAUAUUGGUGAUGGUUCACCAAAGAUUCAAGGUAAAAUUGACCGGAAUAUUGAGGACGUGAAAGAUAAAACUCACAAAGUUCAUGAAAAAGUAACUAAAGAAACUUCCAAAGUCUCUGGCCAAAUCAUCAAUGACCUUCAUGAUACAAAGGACGCUGUGAUUACUAAAGCAGACACGACUACGGCAGCAGGAAAAAAGAAAAUUGAUGAGACAGUUCAAUCAGCAACUCACUCUGCUGGUGCUGCUUACCAAGAAAUCGACAACAAGGCUAAAGUGUCGAAAGAGAAAAGUGAAGGUUUCUUUUCUGGUAUUGUAAAAGGUGCUAAACACGCCUUAGAAGAAGUUACAGAUGAUGUUAAAGAGUUCUGGGAUGAGACGAAGGAAGAAGCUGAAGAAGAAACGGAGCACGCUAAAAAUCAAAUUAACGAGGAUGUCCAACAUGAGCUCGACGAGCCUGGACGAUAUAUUCACAUGGCUAAAGAUGGACGUCUCGAUUUCAAGGACCAUGAAGAUGAGGAACAAACAAAAACUGAAAAACCAAAGGCAAAAACUGGUCCAAUUUUCGGUAUUUUAAGACGUGAGAGGCAUGAUAAAGAUGAUCACGAUAAACACGGAACCGUUGGUAAGGCCGUCAUUGAUACCACUGACGCAAUAGCAGAUUCUGCGAAAUCUGCUCUUGACAAAACGACACAUGAAGUAACAGAAGGUCUAAAAACCACAGAAAAGGAAAUUGUUGACAAGAGCAAGGCCGUCGUGGACUCUGUAGAAACUGCAAACGAUCAGCUCGCGCAAGAUGCCAAGAAAACCAAAGAGAAAAGUUCAAAGUUCUUUUCCGGAAUUAUUAAGGGUGCGAAACACACCGUAGACGAUGUAUCCGAUGAUAUUAAGGAGGUCUGGGAUGAAAGCAAGCAAUCAACCCAAGAAGACGUUAAACAACUCCAGGAAGAAGUCAAGAAAACUAGAAAACAAGUUGAAGGUACAAAAGAUGAGGCAUUGGCAAAUUUGAAGAAGAAAGAAAAGGAACUGGAAACGAAAGUAUCUUGCGAAUACAAACCUGUCGUUCAAACCAUCCAAGACAUUUCAUGGUCAAGCCAACCAACAGCACAAGAUCCUUAUGCCGCGACACUGGCCUUUUUAGAAGACUCUCGUGACACUGCACUGCAAAUAGACGACAGAAUGCCAGCUCCAUCCGCGGAAAGUGAGUCCCCCCGAGAAGAAAAAACUUCAAAAUGUAAAUCAAAGAGUGUAAUUUCGAGUAUGGUGAAGGGUACGAAAAAGGCAACUGAAAAAUUCUGGGAGGAGACAAAGGAGGAAUUCGCUCACGUAUCUGAUAGUUAUGACGUAUCUUCCCCGCAACAUAAAACAGACAAAAAAAGUGAUAUAGCAGAGGACGCAGAGGUUACCUUACAAUCGUUCGGUCCACUUGAGGGUAGAAUUAGGGAAACGAGUACAGUAACAAAAACAGUUUCAGGCAUUCCAGAAAAAUUAAAUGCAACUCAAGAUUUUGGUAGAGAAGUUAGGGUAGCAAGAACUGAAAAAUCACUGGAACGAGAGUUAGACGAUAGUAGUAGGGUGAAGGGUGUAGGGCACCUUGAGCCUCAUGCACGGAAAACCGUCACGACAAUAGUAACAAAGUCGUCUAUGAGGACGACAAUGUCGACCCCGCCACCCAGCCCCGACGAGCUCGGUGACAGUAGAAUUAAAGAUGUAACCGAGGAAGCUGCUAAACGUGCCCAAACCUUAGCGGAUCAAGCCUAUGAACUGGAAAGAUCAGAUAUUACGAUCGAGGAGUCGAGUCAGAGGAGUAAGAUACCCAUCAAAACAAAGGACGAAAAAAGAAAGGAUAAGGAUAAUGGUGUCGUAAUGAUGUCACAUGCAGAGGAUAGCGAUACAACGAUAGUCACUAGACAAUCCAUUAUAACAGAAAUGAUGGAAGAUGACAAUGGAGAGACAUCGGUUGUCAGGAGAACAGUGACAUCAAUUAUUUCCCAAAACUCAGGAUCAUUGAGCCAAGCUGACAUGGAUAAGUUUAUUGAAUCGAGGAAUUUCUCAGAUUCUCCAGCUAAUGUAACAGAAACCAACACCAGAAUGAUAAUAACCGAUAGAAUACCAAAGUCAACAUCGAAAGAGGACAAUGGAGCCUGCACAAGUGCUAAAGAAAUUGUGAGAUCGAUUAGCACAAAGAGCUCCUGGGAAUCUUCAUCGCAAUCCCAUGAGAGGGACAAUUGGGAUCAGAUUCAAUGUUCAUUAGACACAUCACCAGGCUCCGGUGAUAUGGCCUUCACUAAGAACGGCGAUUCACGUCACGAAUUAGCAAGUGACUGUGACAGUGAGGGCUCACCACGAGCCCGGAGACAAUCGCUGAGCAAAAGACGAACUCCUGGCAGCUCAAGUGGAUCGGAUGUUGCUCUCCAUGAAGGUGCUGAACUAUCACCUCUAGAAGACGACCAAGAAUCUGACUUUAUGCAGCAAAGUGAGCCAUCUUACGUCGAAACAGUAACGACGGAAAUUGAUCCAGUAACCAAUGAAAGAAUAAUAAGAACCACACGAAUGAUAGCAUCAGGAACAACGAGCGCAGGAACUGGAUCCGAUGAACUUCGAGAAUCAAUGCAGAAGAUUGUCGACCAAUUUAUGACCGAAGAGAGAAGAGGCCAGUAAAUGAAAUGAAUGCAAAUUAAUCUAUUGAAUUUAAAGAAAAUUAUUUUAUCUAAUUGGUACAGUCAAGGAGUAUGAAUCCUUGGCAAUAUUUUCAAAUUUCUGAUGUUAAUCAGUAUUUUGUAAAUUUGUGUUCUCUAUUUUAAAGAUAUCAUUGAUGUAAAAUUCAGUGAAGUGCAUGUGAGGAAAAAUUAUGGCCUAGGCUUCCGUAAUAUUCGAAUCCAUAUUACGAUUUUUAGUUAUGAUUUCAAGUACGAAAGCUUUUUCGAGUUACAAUUAAAUCCCUGAUCAUUUGAAUUUGAAUAAAUUAUUGUGAGCUAGUAUGACUAGUUUUUUGCUAGUCAUUACUAUGCAAGGCCCUUGCAGCCAUGAACAUGAUCGAAAUAAUCAAAAAAUGAUCUAUUGGUACUUUGCUUUGUACUCUGUCUUAAAUUAUCUAUGAAAACAAGUAUAUUGUUAUGUAUGCUUGGAACACAAACAAAUGAUGUAAAACUCAGAUUAUUCUUCGCUUUAUUGAGAUAAAUUACAGUGCAGCGAACUGUCGGCACCUGCACGAAAGAAAAAUAAUUCAUCGCUUGGUAAAUAAUGGAAAAUGGUAAUGUUUUUUCAAAGUAACUCUUAAGCUUCGGGCUUGCAUUUUGCAAAGCAACAAGAAGGAACAAUUUGCUUCACCGCUAUAUCAGAAAGAUCCAAAUGAAAUUUUCCAUCGCAUCAGUGUAAACAUGUAUUUAAGAUGACAAUGAAAUGUGUAUAGUCACAAUGCCAGCUUGAACAUCUCUGUAAUAUGGCAAUUGAUAAUUUUUAUCAAAACGAGAGAAAAUGCUAACAAAAUGAAUACAGUGUAAAUUAUUUCUUAUUCGAUGAUAAUUGUCUCAAAUGAAUCUUCAAUUAAAUUGUAUAUUAUCAUUAUUUUCUUAUCUUAAUAUGGUAUAAAUGCGUAAUUAUUGUAAACCUUCGAUCAUGCAUAACUGAAUGUAGACGAUUAUUUUAUUUAUGCAAAAAUGAUAUUGAUAAUAGAGUAAAUUUAAUUGAACGCCAAUUCAAUAUUUUCAAUCAUGCUUCAUUGCCAAGCUUCUUUCUGAGGAGACUAAAAAUAGUGAAAAAAACAUAUACAUAUACACAAAAAACAAAAUUACUGGAAAGAAUCUACAAUGGCUGAAUUAAUGAGACAGUUAAUUUAAGGUAUUAUAAAGACUCACGUUUAGGCUGUCGCGAUGAUUAGCUUUCGUUGUCACAAUAAUUGGGAAAAUUUAAUUAUGGAAAGUUUCUAGAAUAUAUUUGAGAUCGAUAUUUAGAUGAUGAGAAAAAUUAUUGAUGAAAAAUAUGAGGAUGUAAUAAAUUAAUAUAAAUGGAGAAAAAAAAUCUGUUCUAGAUUGAGAAUAUUCUAUUACUAAUAUAUAAUAUAUUGUAUUUGAUGAAAUAUGACUGCACAUUCAAGAUUUAUAAAUUAUUGUACCUAUGUCUGAACAAAUUGCAUUCAAUAGACUUCGCCUAGAGCCCAAUUAACCUAUGGACCAACGGCACAAUCAUAAAUCCUAUCAUUUCAAUUAUGAAAAUUCAUUCAUUUUCGUAAUUUUACAUUUAAGUUAAUGUCAAUGUUUGACGCGACUUGUAUCACAAUGGGAAAUAAUUUCGAUUGAUUUUUCUGGGUAAAUUAAUUUUUGUACAUUUUUGCAGUAUUUCAGAAUCUUCGUUAGAUAAUCACUCCUAAUUAGACGACACCUUGUACUUUAUGGUAAUAAUUGGAUAAGGAAAUAAAGGAGGGGAGGACAUUGAAGAAACAGUA
Messenger RNA from Diachasmimorpha longicaudata, 22438 nucleotides. RefSeq names its product ankyrin-3-like. The transcript has 29 exons. The coding region runs from base 31 to 20655 and encodes 6874 amino acids. Gene Ontology annotation, biological process: lipid transport; protein localization to plasma membrane; lipoprotein metabolic process. The record is from RefSeq and is a predicted model, not a curated record. Gene Ontology annotation, cellular component: extracellular region; cytoplasm; neuron projection. Gene Ontology annotation, molecular function: cytoskeletal adaptor activity; spectrin binding; transmembrane transporter binding. NCBI's taxonomy places the organism in Eukaryota, Metazoa, Arthropoda, Insecta, Hymenoptera, Braconidae.